Neurospora tetraspora is the source of this 4837-nucleotide messenger RNA. Its product is annotated as MRC1-like domain-containing protein. The coding region runs from base 236 to 4600 and encodes 1454 amino acids. Gene Ontology annotation, biological process: mitotic G2 DNA damage checkpoint signaling; mitotic DNA replication checkpoint signaling; activation of protein kinase activity. The record is from RefSeq and is a predicted model, not a curated record. Gene Ontology annotation, molecular function: anaphase-promoting complex binding. The transcript has 2 exons. Lineage: Eukaryota; Fungi; Ascomycota; Sordariomycetes; Sordariales; Sordariaceae.
CCAUGAGCCGCCAUUUGACGCGUUUUCCCCACCAUAUCACAACCAUUAACCCACUUUAUCACUAAAAGAUAGUGGACAGCCGCUUUCGAUUUACAGUAACUCUAGCACUUACACCACAAUAUACUAUUUCUUCCUCCCUCGCUAUCGAGAUCCUUGCGGCUAUUUCUGGAAGAGACCGUGAUGCAGAAGAACCAACUUUAAGAGCUUUACGGAAAUCUCCAAAUCAGCGGCCACAAUGGCUGCUUCGGCCUCGCCUUCGCCAGGACGCGCUUCCAGAUCGCGUAGCACAACACCCACCUCGCCAGUCUUCAACGCUGAUCAGUCUGAUGUCAACAUGUCUGAUAGCUCUGACGAUGCGGACGAGGAAAUCCUGCGACCAAGAGGCAGAUUUGCUGCCGGAAUGCAGUCAAAGAGCAACCCAGCUCCCGAAUCCGAGUCCGAAUCUGACGCCGAGAUGAGAGAUGAUACCCCGAAGCGACCAGCGAAUCCUCCUAUGACCAAGAACCCCGUCCAAGACGAAGACGACGAAGACGACGACGAGAUUGUAACGACCCGCCCGAGAAAGCUACAGCAACGACAGCGAAAGCGCACCGCGACACCCGAACCCAAGCCACGAGAUGAACCGACCGCUGCCUCCCCCGGCCUCUUUGUCUCUCCCGAGAAACAAGCAGCCCAAGCGCCCGACUCCCCCGGGCUUUUUGUGUCGCCUGCGAAACCAGCAGACCGUCCUGAAGAUGGCUUAGCAAGCGACGAUGAAGAGUUCCCCAGCAUCAGCAACCUCCAGAAGAACCCUCGUUUCCAGGCACUUGUGGAGAAGAAGCGCAAAGAGCGCGAGGCCAGAGAAGCUGAAGAAGAACGAAAAAAGGCCGAACGACGGGCAGCAUUGGCAGCUGACGAUCGUAUGUCUGUGGAUGAGGACGACGACAACAUAUCCGACGACGAGGGCGGGCGAAAGCUUACACAAAAGGGUGCUACAAAGAGACCUUCACAACGAAAGGCUAGCAAGAAGGCGCUGGAGGAUAUGAACAGGGAGACACAACGCAUGGCAAGAGAGCUACAAUUGGCACACGAACCGAAAGUCAAGAACAAGAUUACCAAGGCUACGCUGUUCGAGAGGUUCAACUUUAGACCUGCUGGUGCCGCUGCUGCCCAGGCGGCCACUACAGAGAAGCCAGCGAAAGAAUCUAGUAGGCCUGAGUCGCCGGCGACGUCAAGGCCAAGUGAUACGGAAAAGGUACCAGAGAAGGAGACACCACCAAGCUCCCCUCCAGUGGGAAACAAGCAGCCCGACAAAACAGUGGAAGAGCUCGCCACGUCCACCGGCGACCUCCUCCUAGAAGAGAACUCGGACGGAGAACUGCCCACCUUCGACGAGGCUCUCACCCAAAGGAAGAAGCUUGACAAGGGCAAAGGCAAAGCGACCGCCGCCGAUUUCGAAGCCGAAGAGCAAGCCAAGACCACUGCGUCCCUCCCGAAAGUAAAACGCAACGUCCGCGUCAAAUUCCCGCUCCAACCAUCCUCCAUCCAAGCCAACACCAUCUCCCUCGACGACGACGAUGAUGACCUACAAGUCAAACCCCCCACCCGCAAAUCCAAAAUCGACGCCAUCUUCGACCGUGUCCCCCUCAACCAAACCCGCGAACCCCGCCCCCUCCAAGUCCUCCGCAAACUAGCUCACAUCGACGACCCCGAAAAACUCCCCGCCGCCCCCUUGCCCAAAAACAAACAACAUCUCUCCAAGCACCAACCGCCCGCCAUGACGCCCGGCGCACUCGAGAUGACACUUCUCCAGCGCGCCAGAGCGCAAGCCAAGCGCGAGCGCGAAGAGCACCUAGAGAUGUUGAGAGCCAAGGGCGUGGUAGUCUUGACUGCCGAGGAGAGGGCGAAGGAGAUGCAGGAGGUAGAGGAUAUUGUUGCCAGGGCGAGGAGGGAGGCGGAGGAGAUUAUGAAGAGGGAGAGGGAGGAUGCGAGGGAGGAGAGGAGGAGGAGGAAGGAGAAUGGGGAGGAGGAUCCGUUGGGGUGGGAUGAUAGUGAGGAUGAUGAUGAGAGUUUUGUGGGGAGUGGGAAGGGGGAUGAUGACAAAGAAGAGCUGGAGGCUAUUGAGCUUUCGGGGAGUGAGGAGGAGGAAGAGGAGGGCGAAGGGGGGGAUGAGGAUGAGGAUAUGGCUGAGGCUGAUCCUGCCGGUGCUCUCUUUGAUGAGAGCGCUGAUGAGAGCGCUGAUGAGUCUGGGGAAGAAAACGCUGACAAGCUGGAUGAGGACGAGGAUGAGCUGCCUAGCACCAAGACUGUCCGCCGUCGGCCACGGAAGCAGGUCGUUGUUCUCUCUGACGACGACGAGGAGGAGGAGGAGCAAGUCGUAUCGUCUAAGCAGCGCAUCGAGGAAACUCCUCGACCAAAGCAGCGUUUCCCAAAAUCCCCGACAUCAGCCUUGCACUCUGGCUCUCCCAGCGUUCCCACCUCUGUCCUACGCUCCGCUCGAAAGAACUUCAUCCCCGGCCUCCCCGUCCCGGUCGCCGGUCCGGCCGGUCUCGGCCUCACCCAAAUCUUCGCCGGAACCAUGGAUGACAGUCAACCCGGCUCUCCCUCCCAAUUCGGCGGCAGCUCACCCUCUCAACCCCGUCCAACCUUCGACAUCGAUCUCACCGACAUCCCCGACUCCAACUUCUCCCAAACCGCGGGCCAGCAGCAGCCAGAAGAGGAUAUGAUCCUCGACAGCCAACCCUCCCUCACUACUCGCCAGGCCGCCAAAGACAAGGAGUCUCAGGCGGCAUUAGAAACCCAAGGUGUCCAGCUCGGCUUCUCCCAGUCCGAGUCGCAAAUGCAUGGCUUCGAUAGCUUGCUGAACCAAACGGCGUUUAACAUGACGCAAGGGUCGGAGCUGAUUGAGCCGACGCAGGAUCAGGGGUAUAAGAAUUAUACCCCGUUGAAGCAGAGGUUUGUUGAUGCGCCGCUGCCGCCGCAUUCGACGGUUGAGACUGUACUGGUUAGUGGCCAGGGCGGGAAUAGUAGUGCGGCUACGACUACCUCGACCUCGACGCCUGGUGGAAGUGCUGGUAGUGGGAAGAAUAGUCUCAGUCCGUCAGGGAAGAGGCCUUUGGGGAGGUUAAGGAGAAGGGGGGAUGUGAUCACUGGGUCUGCAUUGUUUAAUACAUCGACUUUGGAUGAGGAAGAAGAAGACGGUGAUCAGGAGAUGGGAGAUGCGGGUGACGAUGACCGUGAGGCUGAGAAGGCCAAGUCGGCUUUUGAAAAGAUGAAGAGAGCUGCUGAGAGGGAGAAGAAGAGAAAAGAGGCAAAGAAGAAGAGUAAGGCGAGGGAGAUGGUGGAGGAGCAGGCUGAAGAGUCUGAAGAUGAGUAUGCGGGGUUGGGAGGCAUAGAUGGGGAGGGUAGUAGUGAUGAGGAGGAUGAGGAGUUGGUGAAGGAGAUGAUUGAUGAUGAGACGAAGGCUGGGGAGGGCGAUGAGAGGAAGUUGGCUGCUUUCUAUGCCGACCGUGAACGUGCCUCGAACGAGAAGCAAGUCGAGAAGCUUUUCCAUGAUAUCACCACGGGAAUGCUCCGGCGCAAGCGCGCCCGCGGCGAAGGUGGCGAAUGGGACGACCUUUCAGACGAGGACGACGGCGGCGAGGCCCGUCGCCGGAUGAAGAGGCGACAGUUCGCCAAGAUGCAGCGGGCUCUUCUGGCUGAUGAGCGCAUCAGCAAGGUCGCCGAGAACCCGAAGACGAAAGCGUUCCUUAAGUCCAUUGAGGAUCGCGGCAGCGACGAUGAGAUGGACUUCCUCUUUGGCCCUGCGGACAAGCCAUCCUCCGUCAUCCCUGAGACACAAGAAUCUCAGUCCUCUAGUAAAGACAAGACCAUCCCAGCUACCCAGCCGCAGACGACAACAUCCACGAACCCCCGCCGGACAAAGACCGGUCGCAAGCCGGCUAACCUGGGUGAAAUCCGCGAGAGCUUAUCCAACCUCCUAGACGAACCACACACCUCCUCCGUCAUCCCCGCCACGGUCCUCGGUUCCGACGACGAAGAAGAAGAGGAAGACAGCAUCCCCGCCACUCCCGGCAAGGAGCCCGCCCGAAACCAGUCAUCCUCCAAGCCAACUUCCACCACCACCACAAACAACCCCCGCCGCACUGGCUCAGUAGCCAUCGUAGACCGCAUCUCCCUCAAGCGCAACUCCUCCUCCACCUCCACCUCUUCCACCUCAAACCAAUCCAAACUCGCCUUCGCCGCCCCCUCCUCCUCCCUCUCCUCAUCAUCAGCAUUCAAAGUCCCCGCCUUGCUCCGUCGGGCAACAACCAACUCAUCUGCUCUUUCCGCCUCUGCCUCUUCUUCAUCUACCACUACAGGUACUCCAUCGGUAUCAGUCUCUACGACGACCAACCCCUAUACCAACAGCAAAGCGGCUGGUGCGAGUGGGUUUGGCGAGGAUGUCAAGAUCAAACGGACGGCGGGUAAGAUGUCUGGUAUCAAUUACUUUGCGAGAGAGAAUGAGCGGAGGGCCAAGGUGGCGGAGGCGGAGAAGAGGAGGGAGGCGAGGAAGUGGAGGGGGGUGGAGGGGAGGGGGGAGAGUGUUAGGGGGGUUUUUGGGAAGGGGGAGUUUGAAUAGUUUCUUGAGGCAAGGAAAAGGUUGUCAUUGUUGGAGUAUACGUACAUACAUACCAUGUUGAAUAAGGGGUUUUCUUAUACCACAUGAAGAACGGUUUCAGGGAUUGAUGGAUGAAUAUUGGGCAUAUCGGCGCUUCAUGGUUAUAUUUAUGGUUACGAUUUCUUGGCUUGGGAGGAUAGCCGUUAGGACUACUAAAAGUGUUAUGUCUACGACGGAAAGAAAAUAUUUUGACCACGA